AGCUGUCAGGCUCCGCAGUCCAGUGAGCAGAGGAGUCGGGCGGACGACGACUGAGCGGCGGCACAGGGAGUGUUUUUAUGGCCACUAACGUGUUGUAUUGAAGAAAACACGAGGUGGUUUUUGUUCGGUUUUUAUUCGAGAAGCCGUGAAAAUCCGACCGCCGUCUGGAUUGUGGACUAUGCGUUAACUUUGAAGUGCUAAACGAGACUCUAGCCGUCGAGCGACGUUUGAACUCGCGGAUAGUUCGUCUGAAAACACACUCAGCGGAAGUCUAACGAGGAUUAACACACAAAAAACAACCACCUCGGGAGACUUGGACUUGGUAUUUACGCGAAGAACUACAUGAAUUUAACGGGGAAACUUACCGGUUGGCAACUUUUGUUCCUCCACAGCGGCGCGGACCGUCGUAGUGGCGGACGUUAACGUCGGCUAACUUUAGCUACAGAGCUAGGCACGUUAGCUGGGCAGCGCAGUUUGACUUCACUACUAACUUUUGUUUUUACGACAGUGACAUUCGUACGUUUUGCAACUGGUUGACUAUUUUUCAAACACGACGAAGCAGUAAAAAAAAAAAACAUAAAAAAAAAAACACACCCGAAAUUUAAGGAAUUUGUUUUUUGUUUUUUUUUUACGUCGGUAACUUCGGGCUAUACUGCGUGCGAUGACAUGAGUUGUGUUUUGUCUCUUUGCUCCGUGUUUUGAAGAUUGUUCCCGUGUUUCCAGAAAACGAGUUCCCUCAACGAUGCAGUCUUUGGACACAGUCUAACCCCAAUACUGAGCGACCAUGUUGGAUCAUACAGAAUAACUCAAGACUUUGGGCAGGAGACGAGAUAUCAAGUCGUGCGGUUGUGCUCCGUGUUGUUGUGUGUUGUUUUCCCUCCUGUGUGUGUGUGUGUGUGUGCUGAUGCGAACAGAAGAGGAAACCUUUCUUUUGACCUGAGGGAUACGACAACAGCUGCUCGUCUGAAGUCUUCGUCAGUUUAUGCAUCAAAAUGUCGGCCAUCUCCGCAUCCGAGAAAGUGGACGGGUUUACGAGAAAGUCCAUGAGGAAGGCCCAGAAACAGAGGAAAUCCCAGGGCUCCUCUCAGUACCGCACACAGAGCGCUCCGGUCGAGCUGUCCCCGCUGCCGCAGCUCAAAGAUGCGCCCUCCACAGAGCAGCAGGAACUGUUCACUCAGAAACUCCAGCAGUGCUGCAUGCUCUUCGACUUCCUGGACUCAGUGACGGACCUGAAGAGCAAGGAGAUCAAAAGGGCCACACUUAACGAGCUCGUGGACUACGUCUCCACCAACAGAGGGGUGCUGGUGGAAACUGCAUACCCAGAGAUCACAGAUAUGAUCUGCACCAAUAUAUUCCGGACUCUUCCGCCAAGCGAUAACCCCGAUUUUGACCCGGAAGAGGAUGAACCCACUUUAGAGGCUUCCUGGCCUCACAUUCAAUUGGUCUAUGAGUUCCUCCUACGCUUUCUAGAGAAUCCAGACUUCCAGCCCAGCAUUGCAAAGCGCUACAUUGAUCAGAAGUUUGUUUUGCAGCUGCUGGAGCUGUUCGACAGCGAGGACCCGAGGGAGAGGGACUUCCUGAAGACCAUCCUGCAUCGGAUUUACGGAAAGUUUCUGGGGUUGCGGGCCUUCAUCAGGAAGCAGAUCAACAACAUUUUCUUGCGGUUCAUCUAUGAAACCGAGCACUUCAAUGGAGUUGCUGAGCUGCUAGAAAUCCUGGGAAGUAUCAUCAACGGGUUUGCUUUGCCUCUGAAGGCCGAGCACAAGCAGUUCCUUAUGAAGGUGCUCAUCCCGUUACACACAGCUAAAGCAUUGUCCCUUUUCCAUGCACAGCUGGCCUACUGUGUGGUCCAGUUCCUGGAGAAGGAUCCUACACUCACUGAACCGGUGAUCCGUGGACUGCUGAAGUUUUGGCCUAAAACCUGCAGCCAGAAAGAGGUGAUGUUCCUGGGUGAAAUAGAGGAGAUUCUGGAUGUCAUUGAGCCAACGCAAUUCAAGAAAAUUCAGGAGCCGUUGUUCAAACAGAUCUCUAAAUGUGUGGCCAAUCCACACUUUCAGGUAGCAGAGCGAGCGCUGUACUUCUGGAAUAACGAGUACAUUCUCAGCCUCAUCGAGGAGAACAUCGACAAGAUCCUCCCCAUCAUGUUUGGUAGCCUGUACAGAAUCUCCAAAGAGCACUGGAAUCCGACAAUCGUCGCUCUGGUAUACAACGUGCUGAAGACGUUGAUGGAGAUGAACUGCACGCUGUUUGAUGAGCUGACUUCCUCCUAUAAAGCAGACAGGCAACGGGAGAAGAAGAAGGAGCAGGAGAGGGACGAGCUGUGGAAGCAGCUGGAGGAGUUGAGGCUCAGCAACCCCACUCUGGUCCAGAACAACAGCCACGGGCUCCCGAGUGUCCAGAACAACAACAACAACAACAGCAACAACAACAACAACAAUAGUAAUAAUAAUAAUGACCACCAGGACAAGAGCGUUGAUGCUGCUGCCGUCGCCACAGACGACGACGACCCUGACGUCAGCGUGGUGGCCAAUGAGAGCACCCCAUGUGCCAAAUGACAGCGGACGGCAGUUUUUUAUUCCGUGACGGUUUGACAUCGUGUUCAGGACUGUCAGGAGAGGAUUAACGGAGGCAGAAAAACACAAAUUACACCUCAACAGUAUAUUAAAUCUACUUAGAGUGACUUAGAACGCCAGCAUUUCUUUGGCAGAAAAAAAAUAUAUAUUUCAACUUAAGACUAUUUUUGGAUGUUACAGUGUGGCUGCAGUAUAUUGUUUAUUUGUCUGAUCAAAGAUGUAUCCUUUCACAUUUAGUUUCUUAACUGAAAAUGAUUUUUUUUUUUGUUAUAUUCAUUGUAUGAUACAUGGGAGGGGAGAAAAUAAUAAUGACUUGAAUUUAAUGUUUCCGAUUGUGCUGCACUUAGACAAGCUGAAUAGCUAUUUAAAGAUGUCUAUUUUUUAAUGUGCUUUUCCUUGUUGCUGCCAACACUUGGGUGCAAUCCUUAAGGAAGAAGGGAACCGCGGACUUUGGGAGUAUUUGGGGCAGAUGGGACCAGAUCCAUAACUAGACAUUUAGUGUCCAUUAAUGUAUAGAAAAGGGCUGUUAUCGGGAGCGGUAGAGAUGUAGGACGGGAGGUGCAUGGCCAAAACAGAAAAAUCCUAAAGAACAGUAAUCCCAGAUAUGGACCGAGUGACUCUAGUUGGGACAAUGAAGGCAGAACUUGUUCACAAUUAGGGUAAAUGUCAUAUAUGUGAGAUUAUUUUUGUGUUUCAGGUGUUGGUAAAUAUUUUUUUUAUCUGGGUGAAAACGUGAAGCUAAUUGUUGUAACGCAACACCUGCAAGAUUAUUUACACUAAAGUAUUGAGAACGGGGCUUUCAAAGAAUGAAACAUUUUUCAGCCUGACUGGAAUUAAAAGAAUGGUUAGACAUUUUGGGAAAUGGGCUUAUUACCGUUCUUGGUCACAAUUAGAUGAAAAGAUUGAUGUCGCUCUCAUGUCCUUAUGAGCUACAGAUAGCAGCUGGUUAGCUUAGCCUAGUCUAAAGUCUUAAACAGAGGGUAAACAGUGAGCCUGGCUCUGUAUAAAGCUGCGUUCAGACUGACUUUGGCCCCAGACGCAGCGCUCUCAUUUGAACCAGGCUCAGCUUUUGCUGCAACGCAACAGGAGUCAUCCAGCAAGUUGCUGUGUUGGCCAACCACGUGUCAUAUUUCUCCUGUUUACCUCGCCAUCGCCGUGACCCAAGAUGAAACGGUUUUUAUUUUGCUGAGUAUUACAAGCCGCUGUGCAGUGUUUUGGUGUGGAUAAGCUUUUAAACUCAACUCUGUUACUCUUUUACUUCCUGGAUCUUGUUUCAUUCAACAACUCGGCCUCACCAACACCGCCGCCUGCGUCGUUCUGACACCAGGCGGUUUUAGACGAGGUCAUGCACCGGACUAUUUCUGAAUUUUGUUUUUUUACACUUUGGUGUUAAACUAAAUAAAACAUGGUAAUUGGUGAGCUUUAGAGGUGCUUUUAAGAGGAUUCUGUUACUUUUGACAGAGCCAGGCUAGCUGUUCCCCUCUGUUUCCAGUCUUUAUGCUAAGCUAAGCUAACUGUCUGCUGGCUGUAGCUUCAUAUUUACCACAGAGCCAUGGGAGUGGGGUCAAUCUUCUCAUUUAUCUCUCGGAAAGACCGCAAGUGAGAGCAUUUCCCAGAAUAUUGAAUUAUUCCUUUUUAAAAGUAGUCGAUUUAAGAGAUAACACAUAUGAGACCUACAGUACUAUAUUUUUCCAGAGUAUUGAGAAGGCAAAUAUUUUUGAAUGUUUAAUUUUGCAGAUGGAUUACGAUAGGAUGCGCUUGAGUGUAUAUUUGUUGAGUGCGUAUAUGUGUAUAUGUUAGUUUGGAGGCUACUUAAAGGGAAAUGCCACUCAGUUUAAGAUUUUAUGUACAGUACAUUGUUUCUGUGGUCUAGGAAAGUGCAGUCAGUGUUUAGGAACAUACAUGGUUCUCUUGUGAAAGCUGAAAAAGCAAAGACUUAACACUUGUCUUACACUUCUGAUCAUCUGGUAUUUCCCAGUGCACAAGAGGCUGAUUUUGUGUAUUGUGAGUUUUUAUAUCCAAACAAGGCUCAUUAUGAAUUAGUGAUAUCAAGACGAUUAGAAAAUCGCUACAGGAUUGUUUUUAAUCUUUACCAUCAAUGCCUGUUCACUCCCUGCAUCUCCAGACUUUAUUAUAACCUCUCGUUUGCUUUUAUUUUCCAGUUUCUGACGUUGGGAGUGGAUAGAUGUGUUCAUGAACUUAAUCUGACUGCCAUAGAUCAUAGGAACAACUUUUUAAAAACAAAAAAACUGAAUUGUGUUCCCUCUGAACCCCGAGUGUCCGCUCUCUUACUUUUGAGUUCAUAUUUUUUAGGUCCAGUCUCUUUCUGAUGCCUUUCUGUCAGUACAGCAUUCCAACCUCUGUGACGUUUAAAAAACUGCGUGGGGAACCUGUUUUGUAAUCACAGAUCUUAUUUAGGUUUCACCAUCAAAUAAAGUCGACUUUAUCUUUCUA
Messenger RNA from Morone saxatilis (striped sea-bass), 5027 nucleotides. RefSeq names its product protein phosphatase 2, regulatory subunit B', alpha isoform (gene ppp2r5a). The record is from RefSeq and is a predicted model, not a curated record. Gene Ontology annotation, biological process: signal transduction; protein dephosphorylation. Bases 993 to 2555 code for a protein of 520 amino acids. Gene Ontology annotation, molecular function: protein phosphatase activator activity. The transcript is spliced from 13 exons. NCBI's taxonomy places the organism in Eukaryota, Metazoa, Chordata, Actinopteri, Moronidae. Gene Ontology annotation, cellular component: cytosol; nucleus; protein phosphatase type 2A complex.